AUGUCAGCUAAUUCAAUAAAUGAUAUUAAAGUAGAUCAUUUUGGUUCAGGAAUUGAUUAUUUAGCAACAACAAGUCUUGGUCCAUGCAUUGGCUUCGUUGUUCUAUUAGAUAAUAAUCAACAUAUAUUUAUUGAACAUCGAAGUUCUGUAUACAUUCCACCCUUAAUCAAUUUGGCAACUGUUCGUUUAUGUUUUCAAAAUAUUGCUAAACAUGUCUCUGACUUAUUACCAAUAUCAAGCAUAACGAGUGUCUGGAUAUUUGGUGGAUUGAGUAACGAUUUAAAUUAUAACAAAACAGUGAAGGAAAUCAAUUUUCUUGUUGAAAGUAUAAAGUAUUUUCGUUUACGUGCUGAACGUGUUGGUGCAGAAGAAGUUAAAAAUGAUAUGGCAGCACAAUUGAUGAACGAUGCGAAACAAUUGUAUAAAAAAACAAAAGCCGAUAAGAAACGUCAAAUAGAGUUAAUACCUGCUGAUAAAGAAAUAUUUGAGGGUUUAGCUAAUAAAAUCAGUUGUUUUUCAUCAAAUAAAUGUUCACAAUUACAAUCACAAUCAUUAUAA
Molecule: messenger RNA, 558 nt
Organism: Rotaria sordida
Lineage: Eukaryota; Metazoa; Rotifera; Eurotatoria; Philodinida; Philodinidae
Source: the annotation of a GenBank genome assembly